This is a messenger RNA of Homo sapiens (human), 6704 nucleotides long. RefSeq names its product WW domain containing E3 ubiquitin protein ligase 2 (gene WWP2). The transcript has 26 exons. Gene Ontology annotation, molecular function: transcription regulator inhibitor activity; ubiquitin protein ligase activity; ubiquitin-protein transferase activity. Gene Ontology annotation, biological process: protein K63-linked ubiquitination; protein ubiquitination; proteasome-mediated ubiquitin-dependent protein catabolic process. The coding region runs from base 2293 to 4905 and encodes 870 amino acids. Lineage: Eukaryota; Metazoa; Chordata; Mammalia; Primates; Hominidae. Gene Ontology annotation, cellular component: cytoplasm; nucleus. The record is from RefSeq and is a predicted model, not a curated record.
UGUAUGUGUAGUCUGCUCUGUGUAUUGAGAGCUCCUGGAAGGCUAAGGGAAGAACUGGCCUCUGGGAAGACGCUAGUGUCGCUACUACUUUGUUUCCUUAGCAACAGUCCUGACGGGGAGCUCCUUCAUUGUAUUCUGUUCCUACCGAUACACGUUGCUCCUUUUUUUUUUUUGAGAUGACUCUCAUGCUGUCGCUCAGGCUGGAGUGCAAUGGCACAAUCUUGGCUCACUGCAACCUUCGCCUCCCAGGUUCAAGUGAUUCUCCUGCCUCAGCCUCCCAAGUAGCUGAGAUUACAGGCACUCACUACCACACCCAGAUAAUUUUUUUAUUUUUAGUAGAGAUUGGGUUUCACUAUGUUGGCCGGGCUGAUCUCGAACUCUUGACCUCAUGUGGUCCACCCACCUCGGCCUCCCAAAGUGCUAGAAUUACAGGCAUGAGCCACCACGCCCAGCCACCUUUUCUUUUUUUUCUUUUGAAACAGGGUCUUCCUCUGUUGCUCAGGCUGGAGUGCAGUGGAGUGAUUACAGCUCACUGCAGCCUUGACCUCCUGGGUUCUGGUGAUUUCCCACCUCAGCCUCCUGAGUAGCUGGGACUACAGGCAUGCACCACCAUGUCUGACUAAUUUUUUGUAUUUUUUGUAGAAAUGGGGUUUCUCUAUGUUGCCUAGACUGGUCUCGAAUUCCUGGGCUCAAGCAGUCUGCCCACAUCAGCCUCCCAAAGUGCUUGGAUUACAGGCAUGAGCCACUACACCCAGCUGCCCCAGUUUUUCAUUUGCAUAAUUUUCUAUGCAAAUUUUUUGCAUUUUUUUAGUUCAGCCAAAUUAGCUGAGGUCUAAAGCACUCCUUUUAGUGCAGUCACAUUAGUUGAGGUUUCAACAAAUUCAUUAACAGUAAACCAGUGGUCCUCAACCCAGCUUCAUAUUAGGAUCACUUGGGGAAUUUUUAAAUAACACAGCUGUCCCUGGCCCACCCCAGACCAAUUAAAUGGGAAUCUCUGAGGGUAGGGUUUGGUGGUCAGUGUUGUUUUUUUUUAAUGCUCCCCAGAUAAUUCAGAUGUCUAGAAAGGAUGGAGAACCACUGCUCCAAGGCAUUUGAUCCUUCAUUAAGGAUAAUUUAACCUAACUCUACACAUUCAAUUACAUCUGUUAUCUUAUUGUUAUUCUUUCCAUCUUACAUUUCCACCCAACAUUGGCCUCUUUCCUUCCUUGUAUUCCCCAGACAUGCUGUCACCUCAACAGCAUUUUUUUUUUGAGACAGGGUCUUGCUCUGUCACCUAGCUGGAGUGCAGUGGCGUGAUCAUAGCUCACUGCAGCCUAGACCUCCCAGGCUCAAGCGAUCCUCCCACCUCACCUCAGCCUCCCGAGUAACUGUGACUACAGGCAUGUGCCACCAUGGCUAAUUUUUGUGGUUUUUGUUGAGACGAGGUUUUGCCCUAUUGUUCAGGCUGGUCUCGAACUCCUGGAUUCAAGUGAUCCACCUGACUUGGCCUCCUAAGGUGCUGGGAUUACAUGCAUGAGCCACCACUGCUGGCCAUCAUACCCUUUUAUCUAUCUGAAUGUUUUGCAGAUACUCUCAGUUUCUUCCUUCAGCUUCUUCAGAUCUUUGCUCAAAUGUCACCUUCUCAGUGAGACCUUCCUGUUCAUGCCUUUUUAAUUUCUAUUUUGGCCAGGUGCUGUGGCUUACGUUUAUAAUCCCAUCACUUUGGGAGGCCAAGGCAGGAGGAUGGCUUGAGCCUAGGAGUUCAAGACCAGUCUGGACAACUUGGUAAAAUCCUAUCUCUACUAAAAAUACCAAAAUUAGCCAGGCAUGGUGGCAUGUACCUGUAACCCUAGCUACUCAGGAGGCUGAGGCAUGAGAAUCACUUGAAUCUGGGAGGUGGAGGUGCAGUGAGCUGAGAUCACGCCACAGCACUCCAGCCUGGGUGACAGAGCAAGACUGUCUCAAAAAAAAAAAAAAAAGAAAAGAAAAGAAAAAGUGAAAAGCAUGCAAAUUUAUAUCAUAUAAAUUUACGUGACUAAGACCUGGAGAAACAGAUAAUGUGUAUUUAUGUUUAGGUUUGAUGAAGAGUGGACAAUCGUGGAGAAAUACGAUUGGACAAAAGGGAUGAAACAGAAAGGCUAAAGAGGGCUGGAGUCAGGGGACUUCUCUUCCACCAGAUGGAGUCUCACUCUCUCCCCCAGGCUGGGGUGCAGCGGCGUGAUCUCAGCUCACUCCAACCUCUGCUUCCCAGGUUCAAGCGAUUCUUCUGCCUCAGCCUCCGGAUACCUGGGAUUACAGCUUCACGGUGAUGAUAUGGCAUCUGCCAGCUCUAGCCGGGCAGGAGUGGCCCUGCCUUUUGAGAAGUCUCAGCUCACUUUGAAAGUGGUGUCCGCAAAGCCCAAGGUGCAUAAUCGUCAACCUCGAAUUAACUCCUACGUGGAGGUGGCGGUGGAUGGACUCCCCAGUGAGACCAAGAAGACUGGGAAGCGCAUUGGGAGCUCUGAGCUUCUCUGGAAUGAGAUCAUCAUUUUGAAUGUCACGGCACAGAGUCAUUUAGAUUUAAAGGUCUGGAGCUGCCAUACCUUGAGAAAUGAACUGCUAGGCACCGCAUCUGUCAACCUCUCCAACGUCUUGAAGAACAAUGGGGGCAAAAUGGAGAACAUGCAGCUGACCCUGAACCUGCAGACGGAGAACAAAGGCAGCGUUGUCUCAGGCGGAGAGCUGACAAUUUUCCUGGACGGGCCAACUGUUGAUCUGGGAAAUGUGCCUAAUGGCAGUGCCCUGACAGAUGGAUCACAGCUGCCUUCGAGAGACUCCAGUGGAACAGCAGUAGCUCCAGAGAACCGGCACCAGCCCCCCAGCACAAACUGCUUUGGUGGAAGAUCCCGGACGCACAGACAUUCGGGUGCUUCAGCCAGAACAACCCCAGCAACCGGCGAGCAAAGCCCCGGUGCUCGGAGCCGGCACCGCCAGCCCGUCAAGAACUCAGGCCACAGUGGCUUGGCCAAUGGCACAGUGAAUGAUGAACCCACAACAGCCACUGAUCCCGAAGAACCUUCCGUUGUUGGUGUGACGUCCCCACCUGCUGCACCCUUGAGUGUGACCCCGAAUCCCAACACGACUUCUCUCCCUGCCCCAGCCACACCGGCUGAAGGAGAGGAACCCAGCACUUCGGGUACACAGCAGCUCCCAGCGGCUGCCCAGGCCCCCGACGCUCUGCCUGCUGGAUGGGAACAGCGAGAGCUGCCCAACGGACGUGUCUAUUAUGUUGACCACAAUACCAAGACCACCACCUGGGAGCGGCCCCUUCCUCCAGGCUGGGAAAAACGCACAGAUCCCCGAGGCAGGUUUUACUAUGUGGAUCACAAUACUCGGACCACCACCUGGCAGCGUCCGACCGCGGAGUACGUGCGCAACUAUGAGCAGUGGCAGUCGCAGCGGAAUCAGCUCCAGGGGGCCAUGCAGCACUUCAGCCAAAGAUUCCUCUACCAGUCUUCGAGUGCUUCGACUGACCAUGAUCCCCUGGGCCCCCUCCCUCCUGGCUGGGAGAAGAGACAGGACAAUGGACGGGUGUAUUACGUGAACCAUAACACUCGCACGACCCAGUGGGAGGAUCCCCGGACCCAGGGGAUGAUCCAGGAACCAGCUCUGCCCCCAGGAUGGGAGAUGAAAUACACCAGCGAGGGGGUGCGAUACUUUGUGGACCACAAUACCCGCACCACCACCUUUAAGGAUCCUCGCCCGGGGUUUGAGUCGGGGACGAAGCAAGGUUCCCCUGGUGCUUAUGACCGCAGUUUUCGGUGGAAGUAUCACCAGUUCCGUUUCCUCUGCCAUUCAAAUGCCCUACCUAGCCACGUGAAGAUCAGCGUUUCCAGGCAGACGCUUUUCGAAGAUUCCUUCCAACAGAUCAUGAACAUGAAACCCUAUGACCUGCGCCGCCGGCUCUACAUCAUCAUGCGUGGCGAGGAGGGCCUGGACUAUGGGGGCAUCGCCAGAGAGUGGUUUUUCCUCCUGUCUCAUGAGGUGCUCAACCCUAUGUAUUGUUUAUUUGAAUAUGCCGGAAAGAACAAUUACUGCCUGCAGAUCAACCCCGCCUCCUCCAUCAACCCGGACCACCUCACCUACUUUCGCUUUAUAGGCAGAUUCAUCGCCAUGGCGCUGUACCAUGGAAAGUUCAUCGACACGGGCUUCACCCUCCCUUUCUACAAGCGGAUGCUCAAUAAGAGACCAACCCUGAAAGACCUGGAGUCCAUUGACCCUGAGUUCUACAACUCCAUUGUCUGGAUCAAAGAGAACAACCUGGAAGAAUGUGGCCUGGAGCUGUACUUCAUCCAGGACAUGGAGAUACUGGGCAAGGUGACGACCCACGAGCUGAAGGAGGGCGGCGAGAGCAUCCGGGUCACAGAGGAGAACAAGGAAGAGUACAUCAUGCUGCUGACUGACUGGCGUUUCACCCGAGGCGUGGAAGAGCAGACCAAAGCCUUCCUGGAUGGCUUCAACGAGGUGGCCCCGCUGGAGUGGCUGCGCUACUUUGACGAGAAAGAGCUGGAGCUGAUGCUGUGCGGCAUGCAGGAGAUAGACAUGAGCGACUGGCAGAAGAGCACCAUCUACCGGCACUACACCAAGAACAGCAAGCAGAUCCAGUGGUUCUGGCAGGUGGUGAAGGAGAUGGACAACGAGAAGAGGAUCCGGCUGCUGCAGUUUGUCACCGGUACCUGCCGCCUGCCCGUCGGGGGAUUUGCCGAACUCAUCGGUAGCAACGGACCACAGAAGUUUUGCAUUGACAAAGUUGGCAAGGAAACCUGGCUGCCCAGAAGCCACACCUGCUUCAACCGUCUGGAUCUUCCACCCUACAAGAGCUACGAACAGCUGAGAGAGAAGCUGCUGUAUGCCAUUGAGGAGACCGAGGGCUUUGGACAGGAGUAACCGAGGCCGCCCCUCCCACGCCCCCCAGCGCACAUGUAGUCCUGAGUCCUCCCUGCCUGAGAGGCCACUGGCCCCGCAGCCCUUGGGAGGCCCCCGUGGAUGUGGCCCUGUGUGGGACCACACUGUCAUCUCGCUGCUGGCAGAAAAGCCUGAUCCCAGGAGGCCCUGCAGUUCCCCCGACCCGCGGAUGGCAGUCUGGAAUAAAGCCCCCUAGUUGCCUUUGGCCCCACCUUUGCAAAGUUCCAGAGGGCUGACCCUCUCUGCAAAACUCUCCCCUGUCCUCUAGACCCCACCCUGGGUGUAUGUGAGUGUGCAAGGGAAGGUGUUGCAUCCCCAGGGGCUGCCGCAGAGGCCGGAGACCUCCUGGACUAGUUCGGCGAGGAGACUGGCCACUGGGGGUGGCUGUUCGGGACUGAGAGCGCCAAGGGUCUUUGCCAGCAAAGGAGGUUCUGCCUGUAAUUGAGCCUCUCUGAUGAUGGAGAUGAAGUGAAGGUCUGAGGGAGCGGGCCCUGGGGCGAGGCCAUCUCUGCCUGCCUCCCUAGCAGGCGCCAGCGGUGGAGGCUGAGUCGCAGGACACAUGCCGGCCAGUUAAUUCAUUCUCAGCCAAUGAAGGUUUGUCUAAGCUGCCUGGGUAUCCACGGGACAAAAACAGCAAACUCCCUCAGACUUUGUCCAUGUAUAAACUUGAAGUGGUUGUGUUGUAGGGUUGCAGGUUUUUUGUUACGCUGCUGUCACUUUCUGUCCAGGAGCUGGCACCCCAGGUGUUCUGAGACCUUGAGGGACCCAGACCUUUGGGUCCAAGAGUUUCCCAAACAGCCACGCCUCUCAGGAACCCACCUGGCGGUUCCGUGAGCUCAGGCAGGCCUGACCCGGCGGCACAGCCUGGCAGGGACCUCGUCCCCAAGCCUGGCAGAAUGAGAGGGGUUGAGGUCCCGAGCGCCACUCCUAGCCUUGCCGCCUUCAAUAGAGAAGAAAUCCCUUUGCUAGAUAGGGUCCCCCAGGCAGUCCCCAGUGGCGGGACACAGGGGUCCGGCUGUGGAGCUCCCCUGCCAGCCCCUGGAGCUCCAGGAGGGCCUGUUGGUCCCCUGUUCAGAAUGGAGUGCAGCCCGCCAGCGGAAAGUGUUCAUUCUGCAUAGGUGUGAGGCUUUAUCUGCACACAGGACAUGAAAACCAGCAGAAAGGCCCUGAGCUGCUGCAUAGCCCCAUCUGAUUUCUGCAGUUCCCGCCAGCCUCCAACACGGGGACUCUGCCGUAACUGGAAUCUUCAUAGGUCAUAUUGAAAUCUUCAAGGUGACCAUGCCCCACCGGGGUGCUGGGGCAGUAGUCAUGGCAGACUCCCGGCCUGGGCCCCCAGGAUUCUAGGACCCCCAGGCAGCCCCUUGGACUGGUCCCGGGUGCCUUCCAAGCACAGUCUCCAUGCUCCCAGAUUCUCGACCUUCCCCCGGCCCGGGAGGUGCAGCCUGCGUCUGCCUCUGUCGUGUGUGCUGAUUUGAGUGGCUUAGCUUGCCACAGCGCAGCCUCUUCUGUCCCUUUCAGUCAUUUGCUGUACUUCCCUGUGGCACGUUACCAUGGAAGCCGCUCCAGGGUGGGUCAGGGUGCAAGCUGCUGGUGAGGUUUGGAAGCAUCAGGCUCACGGGUGUUCAUGUGUGUUCGUGCGUGUGUGUGCGUACGUGUAUAUAACUGAAGUGUCUGUACGGAAUGCCCUUUGCUAGCCAUGGGCUGGUCACCAGAUUGUUUUGUAAUGCCCGCCCCUUGCCUCGAUAUUGCCAGUUUCUUGUGCAAUAAACAAUCAGCAGCUG